Messenger RNA from Arachis stenosperma, 635 nucleotides. RefSeq lists its product as uncharacterized. The record is from RefSeq and is a predicted model, not a curated record. Bases 128 to 337 code for a protein of 69 amino acids. The transcript has a single exon. Lineage: Eukaryota; Viridiplantae; Streptophyta; Magnoliopsida; Fabales; Fabaceae.
GAACCAAAAAUGAAUUAAAGAUGUCUAUAUAAAUAGUGUCAUUGGGGUGGUCACUAAUAAUAAUCAAUACAGCAAUCAUAGGAAUUGAAUUUGAGGAAGAUUAUUAAUUAUUAAUUAUUAAUUAAGAAUGUUGAACUGGGGACCAGUGCUAGUGUCGGUGGUGCUGUUUGUGUUAUUAACACCAGGGUUGUUGUUUCAGGUGCCUGGAAGAUCAAGGUGUGUUGAAUUUGGUAACUUUCAAACAAGUGCUGCUUCCAUUCUCAUUCAUUCUCUUCUCUUCUUUGGUCUCGUUUGUGUUUUCCUCAUCGCCAUUAGAGUCCAUCUCUACACCGGCUGAAAAUUAUUGGCUAUUUUAAUAUUUUUAUUUCAUUCUUUCAGAGGAAUUCAUUUUAUUUCCGACCAUAUAAUAAUAAUUGUGGUUGGUUUAAUGUUGUUUUCUUUUUAAUAUUAUUAAGGUAAAAAUUCAGAUGCAGUCGAUUUCAUGUGAAGUUGAUAUCUGAGAGAUGAUUUGACUAAUUUGACUAAAUUUUCAUCUAACAGCUCUCAGAUAUCAACUUUACAUUUAGUCGACUGCAACUAAGUUUUCACUUAUUAUUAAGUGUUUAUUCUUGUUUUUUUCCUGGAGUUUAAUUUGA